Molecule: messenger RNA, 1132 nt
Organism: Eurypyga helias (sunbittern)
Lineage: Eukaryota; Metazoa; Chordata; Aves; Eurypygiformes; Eurypygidae
Product: very long-chain acyl-CoA synthetase-like
Exons: 8
Cellular component (GO): endoplasmic reticulum
Molecular function (GO): long-chain fatty acid-CoA ligase activity; long-chain fatty acid transmembrane transporter activity
Source: RefSeq, a predicted model, not a curated record
GGGCCACCUGCGUCAUACGGUCCAAGUUCUCUGCCUCCCAGUUCUGGGACGACUGCCGCCGCUACAACGUCUCCGUCAUCCAGUACGUGGGCGAGCUGAUGCGCUACCUCUGCAACACACCCAAGCGCGCCAAUGACCGGGAGCAUGGGGUGCGCUUGGCCUUGGGCAACGGCCUGCGGGCAGAGGUGUGGAAGGAGUUCCUCCAUCGCUUCGGACCCAUCGCCAUCUGGGAGUUCUAUGGGGCCACCGAGGGCAACGCUGGCUUCAUCAACUACACCGGCAAGAUCGGGGCUGUGGGCCGAGCCAACGUGUUCCUCAAGAGUUUCGCCCCCUUUGAGCUGAUCAAGUACAACGUGGAGGAGGAUGAACCCGUACGUGACGAGCGAGGUCUCUGCAUCCGAGUCCGCCCCGGUGAGACGGGGCUGCUGGUCAUCAAAAUCACCAAGAACACCCCUUUCCAUGGCUACGCGGGCGAUUCCCAGAAGACAGAGAGGAAGAUCUUGAGGAAUGUCUUGGUCAAAGGUGACACCUUCUUCAACAGCGGUGACCUCCUCAUGAUGGACCACGAAAGAUUCGUCUACUUCCAGGACCGAGUGGGAGACACUUUCCGUUGGAAAGGUGAAAAUGUGGCCACGACAGAGGUGGAGGCCACUCUUGCCAUGGUGAACUUCAUCCAGGAAGUCAAUGUCUACGGAGUGGCCGUGCCGGGGUGCGAGGGGAGGUGCGGCAUGGCGGCCAUCCGCCUGAAGGCCGGGGCGGGCUUCGAUGGCGAGAGCCUCUAUGCCUUCACGAGGGACACGCUGCCCAGCUACGCCGCCCCUCGCUUCGUGCGGAUCCAGGACACCCUGGAGAUCACAGGGACCUUCAAGCAGUGCAAAGGCAACCUCGUCAAAGAAGGCUUCGACCCCAACGUCAUCAAAGACCCCCUCUUCUUCCGCGACGAUAAGAAGAAAUCUUACGUGCCCCUGAACCCCGACACCUACGCCGCCAUCCUGGACAUGAAGCUCAACCUGGAUUUUUUAAUGGUGUCGGAGCACGACGAGGGUGAUGGGCUGGUCUCGGCGCUCGCUAUCCUGCCCCGGCACCUCCGUGCCGUGCCGGCUACGGAAAUUAAAAGGCUUAAUUCCAAUUG